Messenger RNA from Dacryopinax primogenitus, 1940 nucleotides. RefSeq names its product succinate-fumarate transporter. The transcript has 6 exons. Gene Ontology annotation, biological process: succinate transport; transmembrane transport; fumarate transport. NCBI's taxonomy places the organism in Eukaryota, Fungi, Basidiomycota, Dacrymycetes, Dacrymycetales, Dacrymycetaceae. The record is from RefSeq and is a predicted model, not a curated record. The coding region runs from base 335 to 1273 and encodes 312 amino acids.
AACUUUUGAUCCUGUGGUCUUUGCAUUAAUACCCCGCUGCAUCCCCGCACAUCCCGUUCUGCCCCGCGUUUGUUUGCCUCUCUCCUCCUCUUCCUCUCUCUCUCUCCUUUCACUCUGUUCUUCUCUCGCUCUCUCCAUUUCUUGUGCUUGCUCUCGCGUCCUCUGCCUCUCUAGUAGUGUCAAACAGCUCUCUGUCCGUCUUCGCUCUCUUGAUUCUUCACACCGCCCGCUACACGAGUGACAUCCCACCAAAUACACGCACACGAUGGGCAAAGAAAAAAAAUCCACAGCGACAUUCGGUACUCACCUUCUCGCGGGCGGAACAGCAGGGAUGAUGGAAGCCCUCACCUGUCAUCCGCUGGAUACGAUCAAAGUCCGCAUGCAGCUAUCGCGGCGAGCGCGCAAGCCCGGUGAACGACCCCGCUCCUUCUUCCGCGUCGGCAGGGACAUCGUCGCCCGCGAAACGCCGUUGGGGUUAUACAAAGGCCUGGGCGCAGUGCUCGUCGGUAUCGUCCCAAAGAUGGCAAUCCGGUUCUCCUCUUUCGAGCAAUACAAAGCGCUCAUGGCACGGCGGUUUUCCUCUCCCUCAAACCCGGACAUGCCUAGUCCAACAGGCGUAUUCCUCUCCGGUCUCAUGGCCGGUGCGACGGAAGCAGUCCUCGUAGUCACCCCGAUGGAAGUGGUCAAGAUCCGCCUGCAGGCGCAGGUACACAGCCUUUCCGACCCGUUGGAGAUCCCGAAGUAUAGGAACGCAGCCCAUUGCGCAUAUACGAUCGUGCGCGAAGAAGGGCCAGGCGCGCUAUACAGAGGUGUAGUGCUCACCGCUGCGCGGCAGGCGAGCAACCAAGCUGCCUCAUUCACGACCUACACCUACCUGAAGCAGCUCAUCUCCAGCCUGCAACCCGACAAGCCCACGCUCCCCUCCUACCAGCACAUGCUUAUCGGCCUCGUAUCCGGUGCCAUGGGCCCCCUGUCAAACGCGCCGAUCGACACGAUCAAAACCCGCUUACAACGCGGUGACCCAUCACUCGGCGCACCCGGGGCAAUGGCGGCUGGAACAGGCGCGCAAAAGGCCGGGUGGAGGAAGGGAGUCGAGAUUGCCGUGGAACUGUUCAAGAAAGAAGGGAUGAGCGCCUUCUAUAAAGGUAUCACACCGAGGAUAAUGCGUGUCGCCCCUGGGCAGGCAGUCACUUUUGCGGUGUAUGAACGCGUGAAGAAAUGGCUCGAAGCCUUGCCGGCAUAUUCGGGCGCGGCGGCAGAGUUUGAGGAGUAAGCAGAACAGCGCCGUACGACCCGUGCUUGUACGGAACGGAACGAACAACCCAGAACAGAUAGAUGGGGAUAGGGCAUGUCACACAGCCUAUUACUACAGUAUUACAUCACAUCCUUUCUGGACAAGUUCAAGUUUGGAUUUGCAAUCCGGGUUUGGUGGUUGAGGCUUGCCGGGAAGAGUGUGAUAUGAUGUACCUGGAGGCCGAGGAGCUGGACGGCUUGUGCUCUUCUGCGUGCUAGGUCGAUAUCUUGGCUCGAAAAACGAGUACUACAUGUAGACGAGAGGCAUGCAUCCCAAUCGGUAGGAAGCGUACACCGAGGAGAAUCAGUGACACCCUUCUCUGGAGACCCAAACGGGCUCUUGGCGUUUUGGACCUUUGGUCGGGACUGGACGUCUUGCAGUUUGGCUUUCUACCCGGAAAAAGAAGCAGGGAUGUACGAAGAGGCAUACGUAUUUCCUAGAUUGGUAACAGGUCGCCGCCGCGGUUGAGGCAAGGGGAAGAAGAGUGUAGGCUCCGUAGCCCAGUACAGGGCGGUGGACAUCCUUGGUUUGCAGACCCGAGUCUUGGCGUCUUGCGGCUUGUAUCUUGGUUCCUACCAAAGAGAGAGCAAUUACAGUAUCCAUACGAACGAGUAUUCGCAUCAUUUCAUUUGGUCGGAAGACCAGA